UGUCUUCCCACACCAAGUCCCAUUUCAUAGCUGUGGGAUUCAUGGAUUUCCUGAAAGAAUCUGUUAACUCUUUCUUGUUUCUAAUUCUGGCUGGAAUAAGCCCAUUGUUGAUAGUCUUUGUCAUAAACUACUUGUGGAGGCCAUGGACGAUUUACAGAGCUCUGAAAAAACAGGGCUUCAAAGGUCCUCAUCCCCGAUUCAUGAUUGGCAAUCUUCUAGACAUUGCAAACAUGGUGCAGCACCAGUUGCUCACAGAUAUUCCUUCCAUUAAUCAUGACAUCAGAAACAGAGCUUUCCCAUAUUUAGUCAAGUGGUCGCAGAUAUAUGGUCUUUCUCUGUUUCGCAAAUGUCUAUUUUGUGUUUUUUUAGGGUUUUCGUUACAUAAUCUUAUGUCUGAAUUAAUGGUGCAGGGGAGAUUUUUUUUAUAUGGUUUGGUUAUGAGCCCCGAAUUUUUGUACAGGACGCAGAGCUUAUCAGGCAUCUUCUUUCUUCCAAGCACGCUGCUGACUGCGGAAAGUCCCCUAUGAUUCAGAAGAUGUUAUCUAUUGGAUUUGGUGAGGGAUUGCUCACUGUUAAUGGGUAUAAAUGGUCCCAACAGCGCAGAAUUGUGGCCCCUGCUUUUCAUGUAGAAAAACGCAAGCUACAGGCCUCUGUUGACAUCAUGUCCAUGUGCACAGAUCAAUUGGUAAACGAGUGGAAUGAGAUUAUAAAGGAAGCUGCAGAGAGCCCUUGUGAAUUAGAGCUAACUGGUUUUAUGGGUAGGAUAUCUGCAGACAUUUUAUGAGGGUGGGGUUUGCAAUGGACUACAAGAAAGGGGGAAAAGAAAUAUACGAUGACAUCAAGGGGCUAGAGGAUAUUAUGAACCACAACUAUCGUUAUCUGUGGCUCCCAGGUAC
This is a messenger RNA of Cryptomeria japonica (Japanese cedar), 896 nucleotides long. RefSeq names its product cytochrome P450 72A14-like. The transcript has 2 exons. Gene Ontology annotation, molecular function: iron ion binding; oxidoreductase activity, acting on paired donors, with incorporation or reduction of molecular oxygen; heme binding. The coding region runs from base 524 to 784 and encodes 86 amino acids. The record is from RefSeq and is a predicted model, not a curated record. NCBI's taxonomy places the organism in Eukaryota, Viridiplantae, Streptophyta, Pinopsida, Cupressales, Cupressaceae.